Dermatophagoides farinae (American house dust mite) is the source of this 1609-nucleotide messenger RNA. RefSeq names its product phosphatidylinositol glycan anchor biosynthesis class V (gene PIG-V). Gene Ontology annotation, biological process: GPI anchor biosynthetic process. Gene Ontology annotation, molecular function: alpha-1,6-mannosyltransferase activity; GPI mannosyltransferase activity. NCBI's taxonomy places the organism in Eukaryota, Metazoa, Arthropoda, Arachnida, Sarcoptiformes, Pyroglyphidae. Gene Ontology annotation, cellular component: endoplasmic reticulum membrane; mannosyltransferase complex. The record is from RefSeq and is a predicted model, not a curated record.
GUUUGGUGUUUGGAUUUUUUAUUUUUUGUUUAUUUCUUGUUUAUUUUUCAUUCUGAAUUUUAAUAUAAAUCAGAAUAAUGCCAUGGUCAAAUGAUAAUAGAAAAAAUUAUUGGUCAAUAAUCAUUAAAAAAUGUAUUCAAUCACGUAUUCAAUUGACAAUUUUGGCCAUUAUUGCCGAUCUAUUCAUACCGGAUCAUAUGGCUGAUGCAUAUCAUAAUGAAUUGAUCUAUGAACAUUUUAACAAUUCUAAACAAAAUGGAUGGCUAGAAACAAUAAUAAUUAUGGCCAUGAAACCAUUCAUAUCAUGGGAUGGUCAAUAUUUUAUCACUAUUGCCAAUUAUGGUGGCUAUUAUAAUACUGAUGAACAAAUGUUGGCAUUUUUUCCAUUUUAUCCAUUAAUAAUACGAAUAUUUGCAUCAAUAUUAUCCACCAUAUUGUUGGUUAAAUUACAUUGGAUUACAUGUAUAAUCAUUUCUGCAUAUAUUGUUAAUUUAAUUUGUUUUUGUUUUUCUGCCUGUUUACUAUUUGAAUUAAGUCAACAUUUUUUUUACCACAAUCAUAAUAAUGGCGAUGGUGAUGAUGAUAUCAUAAAGAUUGUUGAAUUAUUCAUCUAUAAUCCAGCAUCAAUAUUCUUUACAGCUUGUUAUACAGAAUCAUUAUUUACAGCAUUGACAUUGGCUGCAUUUUGUUGUUUAUAUAUUGGCCACAAUCCAUUCAAUGCAUCAUUAUUAUUUGCAAUGAGUGCAUUCACAAGAUCAAAUGGAUUCUUAUCAAUUGGUUACAUCAUUUUCUAUCAAAUUUGCCAUACUUGGCUUGAAUAUAUGAAUCAUCCAUGGCGAAAAAAUUCUUUGAAAAUAUUUUUGAUAUUGAAAAAUUUAUUCAACACCAUUAUUUUUGUGAUAAUGAUCAUGAUACCAUUUUUUCUAUAUCAAUAUUAUGCAUAUAAAUUAUUCUGUAAUUCUGAAUCUAUUCAUCAACCACAAUGGUGUAACUAUUCUAUUCCUUUAUCAUAUCAAGCUAUACAAGCUAAAUAUUGGAAUAUUGGCCUAUUACGAUAUUAUCAAUGGAAACAAUUGCCAAAUUUUCUACUUGCCAUUCCAAUUCUUUUUGUUAUUCUUUAUUCAUCAUAUGAAUAUUUUUAUAUAAAUUUUAAAUUCUUUUUAUCAACACUGGUUUAUAGACAACAGAAGAAUAUUUCAAUGUUCAUCGAUUGUACACAAAUGAAAAACAGCAACAACAACAACAACAACAAGGACGGCAAACGAAAAACUAUCAAUAUAAUUGGAUCAAAACAAUGUUUACCAUUUGUUUUACAUUCCAUUUUUUUGGCCACAUUCUGUAUACUAUUCAUGCAUAUACAAGUAUCAAAUCGUUUUCUAUUAUCAUCUAAUCCAUGGCCAUAUUGGGCUAUAUUUCAUCUUGAAUCAAUGAAACGAAAUAAUAAAUUGUCAUCACCAUCACCAUCGCCAACACUAUUUACACAACACUUGAAAAUAACAGCAACGAUGAUUCGUCAAAUUUGGUUCAUUGGUUAUUUCAUACUUGGAACCAUUAUGUUUGCCAAUUUUUUACCAUUUACCUAACACACACACACACACACAAACAAACA